Messenger RNA from Chiroxiphia lanceolata (lance-tailed manakin), 1855 nucleotides. Its product is annotated as T-lymphocyte activation antigen CD80-like. The transcript is spliced from 7 exons. Gene Ontology annotation, cellular component: external side of plasma membrane. Lineage: Eukaryota; Metazoa; Chordata; Aves; Passeriformes; Pipridae. The coding region runs from base 129 to 1043 and encodes 304 amino acids. Gene Ontology annotation, biological process: positive regulation of T cell proliferation; T cell costimulation; immune response. The record is from RefSeq and is a predicted model, not a curated record.
CCCCGGUGGGGAGAGAGCCUUUCGGCAGCCCGUGGCAGCGGCCAGGCACCCAUGGCCCGGCGCUGAUCCCCUGCCCUGCCCCGGCGGGGUGGCCGCUCACCCGAGGAACUGAGAGGAGCUCCAGGAGGAUGGUGUGCCUGGCGUUGAGGACGUGGCUGGGGCUCGGGCUCUUGGCGCUGCUCUGCCUUGGUUUGGGCCAAGCACGGGAGAAGAGAGUAGUCAGGAGCAAACUGGGGGAAAAGGUCAGCCUGCCUUGCUGCCAUGAAAUCCCGCGCUCAGAAAGCCUGCAGAAUUACCGGGCCUACUGGCAGAAGAAGUUUCCGGGGGUGACGGUGGUGGUGCUGGCCUACUCCGACGGGAAGAUGAUCGAGGUUCACGACCGGUACAGGAACCGCACAGAGAUGGACCCCUGGGACCUCAUCCUGUGGAUCUCCCCCAUGGAAAUCCUGGACAAUGGCACUUACCAGUGUGUGGUUCAGCACAACUCCGCUGUUGUGUGUGACGAGAGCGUCACCCUCUUUGUUACAGCCGACUUCAGCCAGCCCAGCGUGACAGCAGAGGUGUCCGCUAGCUCCUGCGAAUCAGCCGAGAUGGUGAUAGUGUGCUCUUCUCAUGGAGGUUUCCCCAAGCCCAGAAUCUCUGGAGCCCUCAACAAUAUGUCUGUGGAGUGGAAUGCCAGCUGGGUGUCCGAGUCCAGCCUCAGCCCCUACAACGUCACCGGCACGCUGGUGCUCAACGUGACCGGCGACGCCAACGUCACCUGCUCUGUCCAAUACGACGGCUUGGCCAAGUCCACCAGUUUGCUUCUGGAAAAAACAAAUGACUGUGUUGUUCCUCCUGUGCCUCCACCUUAUAAUGUCAUUACUGCUUCAAGCAUCGUUGUUAUCACCUUCAUUUUGGCAAUCAUCCUGGCAGCAAGAUACCUCCCAAGGCGUGUUUGUCCUCACUGUUGUAAGCCCCGGGAUCCCGUGGGAGAGGGUAUGAAGGAAGGUACGAAGCCACCUGUGAGCCUCAAAGUGACAUCUGAAACAUCAUCUGUAUGACCAGAUUGCAUUUGCAGGUUUCUUACCCCGUGCAUUCCGCACUGCAGACUCCGCCGUUCGUUGUACAGCAAUGCUUGUGGCGUUGACCCUUGGGCUCUCUGCAAGGGGAUGGCAGCAGCAGGAAAAACUCUGCUGCCACGACUGAAAACACGACUGACAACAUAAUCUCAUGUGAAUGAAGUCAAACAGAAGCUUUGGGGUGCUCUCGGUACGAGGGGGUCACUGGAACCCCGGCCUGGGAGGACCCUCUCUGCUCCUGCAGAAGAAGAACAUCGUCAGCAUCGACACACCAGUUCAAGGCUUUGGGAACCUCUGGCUUUGACGCUGCUUCUGUGGGAACCAGGGGCCUGCCUGCCCCUUUAGCAACGCAGAGCUGCCCUUUGGGACCCCCCAGGCCCCGACACACAAGCUCAAGUCAGGCUGUGCCUCCGUGUUGUGACUGGGAGAAGCUGAAACUUCUUUUAUAUUCAGCCUCACACGAGUUCUUCAUGCCGGAGGACUUUGGAUUUGAACCUGACCGUUACGGAUGCACGUCCCUUCACCCCUAAAGAGGCAACAAUGCUCACGUUUUUCAUGAAAAAAAAUUCACCUUGGAAGUGAGUCUCUCUGCCUCAUGCUUAUUUGCAGUGCUAUGAGAUUUUUUAGGGAACGAUAGACACUGACAGCACAGCUAACAGCCAACUAAUAUUGCUUACCCACAGCAGUGGCACAAGUUCUCAUAGCCUUUCUCUCCUGACAGGAUGACCUUGCCAACCCAGCCAACACAGCCACUCCAUUAAACUGCUGUGUGAGGGCACACGUGUGCAUACAAA